This is a messenger RNA of Misgurnus anguillicaudatus (oriental weatherfish), 3039 nucleotides long. It is a transcript of the gene prkcz, whose product is annotated as protein kinase C, zeta. Gene Ontology annotation, biological process: protein phosphorylation. Lineage: Eukaryota; Metazoa; Chordata; Actinopteri; Cypriniformes; Cobitidae. Gene Ontology annotation, molecular function: ATP binding; protein serine/threonine kinase activity; protein binding. The record is from RefSeq and is a predicted model, not a curated record.
CUGUCGCGAGAGAGGGACCGACUGGACCCACUCGGUGUGUACCGUUAUCCACCUGCGGAUAUCUCGCCCGCGGAAUCCGUACGUUAGACAACGACGUCAUAACUGUUCGAAUAGAACAAUAAUAGUGACGCGUUAUUCUACGAUGAUGUCAAGAAUACUUUGAAUUAUUGCAUCGAGACAGCACGAAACCAACGAACGCGUCUCGCGCGGAUUGUCCCACAGAAGCUGUCCAACAGGUGGAUUCCGAGGCCAAUCCAGAUCUGGAAGUAGCCAUACUUUACCGUUGCUCUCACUCUCCCUGUCUGUCUCUCCGCCCCUAAGAGUAACCAUAGCAAAUGCACUAGUGUAGCCGUAAAAUUCAGCGUACCGGAAAGAGUCUGAAUAACGCGUUCGGGAUAUGGAUCCUUUCUGUGGGCAAAAGGCAAUCCUCGGCUGUGACGUGACAUUGAAAGUAAUAGAGACAAGAGUGACCACGAAGCCACUAUUAUAGUGUUUAUUCGGAGUCAUGCCACUUUACAUCUGAUAUCGUCUUCUAAUAAACACAGGUUGUGUAUUUUUCUGCCUCAGGAAAGUGUUUUAGACUUUUGGAGUUAAUAAUGCCUGUAAGCAACGGAUCGAUGAUGGAUUUACCCUCGGAGUAUGUGAAAAUAAAAGCGCAUUAUGCUGGGAACAUGUUGAUUUCCGACUUGGACUUGGCCUUGACAUACACAGAACUAUGUGAGGAAGUGAGAGAGAUGUGUAGGGUUCACAAAGAGCUGCCAAUAACGCUCAAAUGGAUCGAUGAUGAAGGGGAUCCAUGUACCAUCUCCUCUCAGAUGGAGCUGGAAGAAGCAUUUCGGAUCUACAGCCGGAACCGGCGAUCCGGACUCCUUCUGCAUGUGUUCCCUAGCAUUCCUGAAAGACCUGGUAUGCCGUGCCCAGGAGAGGAUAAAUCGAUCUACCGCCGUGGGGCUAGACGAUGGAGGAAGCUGUACCGGGUGAACGGGCACCUCUUCCAGGCCAAGCGCUUUAACAGGAAAGCGUAUUGUGGCCACUGCAGUGAGAGGAUAUGGGGACUGGGGCGUCAGGGGUACAAGUGUAUCAACUGCAAGCUACUGGUCCAUAAACGCUGUCACAAGCUCGUCCCUCUGACCUGUCAAAGGCAUAUGGAUCCAGUCAUGCCAUCGCAGGAGCCGUUGGUAGACGAUGAGAAAAGUGGUGAGGAAGUGGAGCUCCCCCCUGAGGACCCUGAGGAAACAGACGCAAUUCCACUCCCUUUCUUAGCGCACAACCGGAAAGUAGAGAAAGCUGAAGAUGACGCAGAGGAUCUUAAGGUGGUGGUAGAUGGUCUCGAGGGCAUUCAGAUCUCUCAGGGAUCUCUUGGCCUGGGAGACUUUGACAUGAUCCGGGUCAUUGGCAGGGGCAGUUAUGCUAAAGUGCUGCUGGUCAGACUGAAGAAGAAUGAACAGAUUUAUGCCAUGAAGGUGGUGAAGAAAGAGCUGGUCCAUGAUGAUGAGGACAUUGACUGGGUCCAGACAGAGAAGCACGUGUUUGAACAAGCAUCAACCAAUCCGUUUUUAGUGGGACUUCACUCCUGUUUUCAAACAGAGAGUCGAUUGUUUUUAGUGAUCGAAUAUGUGAAUGGAGGAGAUCUUAUGUUUCAUAUGCAGAGGCAGCGGAAGCUUCCAGAGGAACAUGCUCGAUUUUAUGCUGCUGAAAUUUGCAUCGCUCUUAAUUUUCUGCACGAGAAGGGCAUUAUUUACCGGGAUUUAAAACUGGACAAUGUACUGUUGGACCAGGAUGGCCAUAUCAAGCUUACAGACUAUGGCAUGUGCAAGGAGGGUAUCAGACCCGGUGACACCACCAGCACUUUCUGUGGAACGCCCAACUACAUCGCCCCAGAAAUCCUAAGGGGUGAGGAUUACGGGUUCAGUGUAGACUGGUGGGCCCUGGGCGUACUCAUGUUUGAAAUGAUGGCAGGCAGAUCGCCCUUCGAUAUCAUCACUGACAAUCCUGAUAUGAACACAGAGGAAUAUCUCUUCCAGGUCAUUUUGGAGAAGCCAAUACGGAUCCCGAGGUCACUGUCUGUUAAGGCGGCAAGUGUACUGAAAGGUUUUUUGAACAAGGAUCCGAAAGAGAGGCUGGGUUGCCAAGUUCAGACCGGAUUUACAGAUAUCAAGUCUCAUACGUUCUUCAGAAGUAUAGACUGGGACCAGCUGGAACAAAAGCAGGUGACACCACCAUUCACACCUCAGAUCACAGACGACUACGGUUUAGACAACUUUGACACACAGUUCACCAACGAACCCGUGCAGCUAACACCAGACGAUGAGGAUGUGAUAAAGAGAAUAGACCAGUCAGAGUUUGAAGGAUUUGAGUACAUUAAUCCACUGCUGCUCUCCAACGAGGAAACCGUAUGAGAGAAGAACAUCACAAAAGAGACGUCUCUGCCUGCGGGUCCGUAGGACUGCUACAGCUGAGUUUAUUUCAGACUGUGUGUGUUCACAAAGAAGACAAAAGGAUGGCCAAUUGAUCCUUAAAACUGUUAAAAAGACAAAUAACAGGCUUCAAGUUCAAGACCCUUCUUAAGUUAUUUCAGGUUUCCGCUGCAGGAACGAAUAAGAGAGAAACUACACGGAAAAGAAACUCCGAACUGUUCCCCCAAAUUCCAGCUGUUGAGUGUCUUCCUGCUUCUCGGCAUCCUUUUUGAUGCCCAUGUUUGUGUUUGCGUGCGCGCACUGUUGCCUGGGACUUCACUAAGCUCCAUCAUCGUGUGCCUGCGUCCAUCAGAGACUACAUUUCCCAUGAACCCUUGCUAAAUAUGAUGGUUCUAACUUAUUAUGCACUUUUAUUUUCUGUUCAUCUUUUUUUUUAAUCUUGUAAGAGGUAAAAACAAGAAUGUACAAUAUUUAAAAGGUAAAAAUGUUCAACCUUGUAAUAUAGUGUAGGUAGCCAAAUUUACGAUGCCUUCUAGGAUGCAAAGUGGCACAACCAUGAUGGUUACAAAAACAAUGCUUUUAAUCACCAAUAUUAAUUUUACAGAGUAAAUGAGAAACAAAA